CAGCUGACAUUUUCCUGUGGUCCCUUCAUCAACUAGACCCCCUUCUUACAAAUGUGUGUCUCCUGUCAAUAAAAUAUUGUUGUUUCUCUCCUUCAGUGCCAGAUGGCGUUGUUAUCACUAUUGUCAAAGAACGUUUGACUCAACUUGACUGUAUGACAUGUGGCUGGGUAUUACAUGGAUUUCCCAGGAACUUAUUCCAAGCUCAAGAUCUGGAUGAUGCUGGAUUAUUUCCAACAAGGGUAUUUUUCUUAGAUGUAUCACUGGAUUCCAUAUUGGAGAGGAUGACUCCCCUAAGGACAGACUUGGUGACCGGGCAGCAACAUCACCUGCAUUUUAAUCCUCCGCAGACACUGGCGAUGAUGGAUCACCUGAGAACCAACCCAAGACAUAUGGAGAAGUCAGUCACAGAGGAAGUAUCAAGAUUCCAUGCUCAGGAGGAAGGAUUGUCAGGGUUUUACAUAGACAGAGCAGCUCACCUGAAUGCUGACCAGGAUUAUUACACUGUGUUUGAAACCAUUAUGAGUAUGAUCAUCAACCCUAUAGCAGUUAACUUCGAUUAAUGACCAUCUUCUAACACUCCUCAUCUCUUGAUGAUCAAUUUGGCUUAUAUUGCAUUCUAUUUUCAGUUCUUUUGCUGAUGAAGAGCAUCAAGAAUAAUCAUCAAGAGAGUAAUGUUUGUUUCAAAAAAUACUUUUAUUUAUAUAUCUAUUAAACACUGG
Octopus sinensis (East Asian common octopus) is the source of this 719-nucleotide messenger RNA. RefSeq names its product adenylate kinase 8-like. The record is from RefSeq and is a predicted model, not a curated record. Lineage: Eukaryota; Metazoa; Mollusca; Cephalopoda; Octopoda; Octopodidae. Gene Ontology annotation, molecular function: AMP kinase activity; ATP binding; nucleoside diphosphate kinase activity. The transcript has 2 exons. Gene Ontology annotation, cellular component: cytoplasm. Gene Ontology annotation, biological process: nucleoside triphosphate biosynthetic process. The annotation marks the transcript as partial.